Copidosoma floridanum is the source of this 2462-nucleotide messenger RNA. RefSeq lists its product as uncharacterized. Gene Ontology annotation, molecular function: RNA polymerase II cis-regulatory region sequence-specific DNA binding; DNA-binding transcription activator activity, RNA polymerase II-specific. NCBI's taxonomy places the organism in Eukaryota, Metazoa, Arthropoda, Insecta, Hymenoptera, Encyrtidae. The record is from RefSeq and is a predicted model, not a curated record. Gene Ontology annotation, biological process: regulation of transcription by RNA polymerase II. Gene Ontology annotation, cellular component: nucleus.
AGAAAGAAAAGACGGAAAACCUGAUCAUAGCUCCCAAGAUGGACUUGACGGAGACUUUCGCGCCCAGCCAUCAGGCAGGCAGCACCGGCGCCGAGGACAAGACGACCGACUACUUUGACUUUGUGGUGUCGCCACCGCCUCACUGCGCCUCGAACGCCGACGGGCCCGUCGACGAGGACGGCUUCCUCCACAGAACCGGUUGCCGCCCUAGCCUCGGCGGUUACCAUCUCGGCCACCACCACAACCACCACACGGGCGGCUUCAUCAAGGAAACAAACAACAACACCCUCACGGCCCUGCCCCCGGUGUCCACCAUAACCGGUUCCCUCGGGCACAUAGCUUCGCACCACCACCGCGCCCGCAUCAGCGCCGCCACCGACGCCCUGGGCAUCGACCAACACCACACCGCCGAUCCGACCGACGACUGCGGCUACUGGGUGACCGAUGGCGGCAAGGAGCAGACCUGCAACAUCCUGCUCGAGGAUCUGAACAAGUACUGCUGGACAGCGGCGACACAGGCCACGGCCGGUGAACACCAGAACCACCAGCACGGGACGACGGGCCUGUUGAUACAGCGCGCGCGGGACGACGAGGUUAUGGGCACGGAGCACCACCACCAGAACACCGACGGGGCCAUAUACACCCUUACGGUGCUCAACAGCGAAGCCAACUCGAUGGACGGGCUCGACUGUUGCAAGAGCCCGACCCCCGGCUCAGGGGACGCGUGGAGUUUGCGGCCGAGCAACCACCUCGACCUCGACGCGAUACUCAAUAUGGAGAGCAGCGUACAGGGCAUCGGGGCCGACGGUGGCGCCGACACUGCUGUGCAGGUGUCGACGCCGGGCGAUCGGAGGGACCAGCAGCAGCGGGUCGUGGUCACGGCCAACGGUACUUCCCUCGACAGGUAUACGGUGACGACGACGCUAACGACCACGGCCUCCUCCCCGGGGGUGGUGCACUACUCGAGCGCGCCGGACGAAGCUACCUUUGUCACGAUAAAAGCCGAGCCCGGGGGCGUGGGUGGGGGGCUGGACAACAACAACGAUUGGAAGCUCUCGGACAGGAAUAGCUUGGAGGUCCAGGUGACCGAGUCGGCUGCCGAGAGCCUCCUGAGGAAUGCCUUGCAGGGCAAGCUGUACUCGACGACGGGUCUCGCUGGCGCGGCCACGAGGAUACUCCAGCAGGCCGACGUUGUUCAAGGUGGUGCCGGCAACGCCGGUAAUCAACAGCAGCAGCAGCAGCAGCAGCAGCAGCAGGGCCAGGACGAGACGAUGGCGGUGGACGAGUUGCUGCUGUCGGAGUUGAACGUCGACGCGUACAGGGCGACGGAAUUGAAGAGCAUAGCGAACGAGGUCGUCGAGUCGUACUGUAACCUCGAAAACGUCUGCAACGUCCAGGCGACCACGGUCAUGUACACCCUAGACCCGGCGAGCGGGAACCUCGGGACCAUCACGCUUCCGGCAGAUCUGGCCAACGUCGGUACGGUCACGGUCGUCACGACCGCGCCUGCACCGCCGCCUCCUCCUACUCCCACUGCUACCACGGUGCCGGUGAGCUCGUCGUCUUCCCAGCAAGCCGACGUGCUCCAUCAAGAUACCGGUACCCAAUCGACGAACAAUCGGCAGCUAACGACCGGCGGUCGAGGCAGCAAACCAGCGAAAAAGUACGUGCGCCGACAAAACCGUAACUCAACGAGCAACGGUGCAACAGGAGCCGGAGCCACCAGCAACUCGACGAGCAACAACGGCAGCUCCGGGGUCGCCAGCAACGGUACCGCCGGCUCACCAGCUAGUGUCCAGCAACAACAGCAACAACAACAACAACAACAACAGCAACAGCGGAAGGAACGAUCGCUUCACUACUGCAGCAUCUGUAGCAAGGGCUUCAAGGACAAGUACAGCGUGAACGUGCACAUAAGAACGCAUACAGGCGAGAAGCCCUUCGCGUGCUCGCUCUGUGGCAAGAGUUUCCGGCAAAAGGCCCAUUUGGCCAAGCACUAUCAGACCCACGUCACGCAAAAGCCAUCGAGCGUUGCCACGGCGGCCCAACAGCAGGCAGCUGCUGCCACAACUACGGCCAAUGCAAACAACAUCAGCGUAGUCACCACGAGCACUGCCAGUAACAACAGCACCAGCAGUAGCGGUAAUAGUAACGCCACCACGCCAGUUGCCAUAAGCAACGGAACCGGCAGCAACAGCAAUGGCCCUACGAGCAACGCGAGCAGCGUCCCGAGCCCGUCAGCGCUCAAGAUCUCGAGUCUGCCGAUCGACGACGCCAUGGAGCAGCUCCAACACAUGGAGCAGGCCCAACAGAUCGAGCAGAUGGAUCAGAUCGAGAAGAUGGACCAGAUUGAGCAGAUGGAACAAAUGGAACAGGAACAACAGCAGCAAAUGGACGUUGUGGCCGACUCCUCCUCGACGCCGAUCGUCGUCGUCAAAGCUGCUUGCAACGCCGCCAGCUAG